CUUGUUCUGAACCUCUUACAGGACGCGCACUGAAUUCUACCUCUGAAAAGCUUCCUGUGUUCAUAUCAUAUGAUGCUGUCUGUUGUAUGGAGUACAGUAAUGAUCAAUCAAACGAUGAGGGGAGAAAGCUGAAGUGUGAGAAGGUGCUUUAAAAUGUCAGGUGAGAUCAGGAACUAACAUGAAACUUGAGUACUUUCCUAACAGCACACUCCACUCCUCUUGUACCACAGCAACUGACUAACAAUUCGCCUACAUUUUUACUUACAACAGAAUGACACAUCUGCAUACUUUUAUUAAUUUACCUAUAGUUAUGUUUACUUUUGAGGAAUGUCCACGGAACAGUUAUAAACAGAGGUUCCCUCACCAGACUCUCUCUCUUGAUGUUAAUCAGACAGAAAUUAACUUCAGAAAAGUUACAGCUUUUCCUCUGACUGUUACAAAGCUCUAUACCAUAUCAAUAAUUACACACAUUUUUAAAAUCUGUUUUCUAAUCAAAUCUAAUCUGACUAAUAAAGUAUAUAAUAUGAAAUUGCAUUCUUUCUGAGGCAACACUGCUGAUUAGGAACUUAAAUGCAGUUUGGAGUGAUAUCAAUUUUAUUUAUUAAUUCAUUAUUGAAUUAAAAACUACACACAAGUAUCAGGACAUAUGUGUAUGAAUUCAUUCAGCAAAUAGUCUCAGUGGUUAAAGAAAGAUGAUAUGAGUAAUUCAGAGAACAGUUUAUGAAUGUGAUAUACAUAAAUGAGACCUUUCAUCCAUCCAAAAUCUCUUAGGAUUUUUUCCAGGUCUCCUGCUGGUUGUUUUAGAUAUUUAAGACUCUAAUGGAUUUAUAUUCAGUUAUUUUUUUUUCUCCACUCCUGUUUUGGGUUUUGUGUUACUUCCAUUUCUGAAUGUCUAUUUAUGUUUUUUUUUUUUUUUUUCGGGUUUAUCAUCCAACCUUCUGUCUGGCUGAGAUUCUCAUUAGUGCGAUAUCUCAAAAACAAGCGGUUGAAUGUUUGUAGGAUAUAGGAUAUAUGGAAUUCUCAUUGUAACCAGAUGAAGUGAUUCGAGUUUGGAAUAGAUCCAAACAGGGUCAAGGUCACACAACAAGGUCUGAAAUAGUUUUUCUUCAAUAGCUUCCUGUUUGAAGUGUAUAUUAAGGGAUACAAAUUAAUUUAAAAAAUAAGGACUAGACUUGUCUCACCAUUGGCAUUGUGUUCUGCUUGUUUUGUUCCUUGAGAUAAAAAUAGCUCAGUAGAUGGAACAAGCUGAAGAUUAAUCAUAAUCUGAACCAGUUCUGUGCACAUUCUCCAUAAUUCUCUACACAGCUGUAUUUUACACAGUUAUACUGCAUAGAGGAGUUUUAUUUUUCAUUUAUGCAUUUAUAAGUAGUUGAUGUUUAAUACAGUUAAAUUGCUUGUUUGCUUUGAAGCAAAGAACUCUAUAAUUUGUUCAAGUUCAAGUCUAACUUCAGAGAUUGAAGUAAAUACACUGCAAAGUCAUUUACCUCGACUGCCUAGUCUUCUGAGAAGGGAAAACUGUUUUUUACACAGCAGCCCUAUUCAUUCAGCUUUAUAUUACAGUUAUUUAAGUAGCUUAGUUUGACUUAAAUAUUCAACGUGCAUUCAAAUGAACUAAGAAAACCUGUUUGACUUCUUUCUUUCUUUCCUCUUUGUAUUCAUAAACAUGUCAUGUCACUGCACUAUUAUCUCUGCUUCACGUUAUUCAUGAUUAUCUGCAUUUGUUUUCUCCAAGCAGCUUAAAUCCAGGGCACAGGUUGUACGCUGAGUCAUGGCUGAAGCGGUAACACCCGAAGAAGUCAUCGCCUGGUUCAUAGAGUACCAGAACAACCACAUCGCGAAGGACGGAGUCAUCCCCAAGUGGUUCCAUGGCAUCAUAUCCAGGAAGCAGGCAGAGGAAAUGCUAAUGAUCAAACCUCCAGGCUACUUCCUGAUUCGUGUCAGUGAGAGCAGAAUAGGAUACACCCUGUCCUACAGAGCUAAGGAUGUCUGCAGACACUUUAUGAUCAACAUGCUUCCAGGAAACCAGUGUGAGAUUGUAGGUGAGAAUCAGCGUCAUUGCUCUCUCCAUGAUCUGGUAGACUUCCACCACAGAACUCCUAUUCGUCCCUACACUGAGCUGCUCACGGUGGCCUGCGAUCAGGCUGGCCAAAAUAUCUCAGAAGACAAGCCUCCUGCCCUGCCAGCACGCCGUAGGGUGUCUCAUCCCCCAAUUCCAAACCAGAGCACCUCAUCAGACAUUUCAAUGAGCCCACUAAGGCUCUAUCCCAGCCUAGAGCAGGAGCUUAGUGCUCUCAACUUGGACAGUGGGAGAUAUCCUUUAAAACCUGCAUCACAGCCCACACCAAAAUUCAUCCCCACGCCGUCAGAGAUUACCACCAGAUGGCAGUCUGCACAGACUGAAACCACCACUGGAGGAGCGCAAUCUACAGGUUUACCAACAGCUUGCAACCAGAAAAUACCUGAAGACAAAGUACCUCAAAAGAGUAAGGUGCAGUCGAAGCACAAUCGCAUAAACCUGAUUCAAUGCAGGAAGAUCUUCAAGAAGAAGAAGAACCAUUCGGAGGAGCACACGUACAUGGAAAUCAAUGAAGCUAAAGUCACAACUGAACCUGCAGCAUUGCAGAUAGCUUCAAACAUGGACCACCAAGAGGUGGAUGGUGUUUCUGGUACAUUACCACUGGAAUACCUAAAUCCACCUCCGUUUGCUCCUGGCUACUGAAACAUGAGUUUCAAAAGACCAAAUUAAUACCAAAUUUAAAAGAAGUUUAAGGUUUCAUCACAGACAUUUCUGUAGAAUUGACUAUAUUUUAUUGUUUUGCCACACUCCCAGAAUGCUGUAUACAUCUGCAAUAAUUUUCAUUCACACUGUUGUUGAAUUCUCAAAUCUGAUUGGUCAGAAGGUGUUUAAUCUUCUAUAACAGCACCUCUGACAACUGCAAAUUACAGGUUUAUAUUAAUGCCCUUUUUCUAACACAUUAUUGUUUCUAUAGUAACAACUUACACAGGGACACUUGUAUAGUGGAUGGUCCAUGGAUUCUAUGUCUAAUAGUAAAAGGAUUACAAUUAUGUUGUACAUUUAUUUUUUUAUUUAACAAAGAAAAAUGGAUAAUGGUUGAUAUGGUGAAGUUUUCUGUAUGGACAUGUUAAUAAAACAUUAAUGAAAGGAG
Pangasianodon hypophthalmus (striped catfish) is the source of this 3167-nucleotide messenger RNA. RefSeq names its product hematopoietic SH2 domain containing (gene hsh2d). The coding region runs from base 1769 to 2719 and encodes 316 amino acids. The transcript has 6 exons. The record is from RefSeq and is a predicted model, not a curated record. Gene Ontology annotation, cellular component: cytoplasm. Lineage: Eukaryota; Metazoa; Chordata; Actinopteri; Siluriformes; Pangasiidae.